UUAGAGCACACAAUUAAAAUAUCGAAGAUGUUGCAAUGGCUUGAAGAACUUGAUCUGGGUUUCGCAAAAAGGUUCAGUGAAUGUCUACAUUUGUUUGAUGAGAUGGAUGUAGAGAGACCAAUGGCCAACGAAAAAAGAGUAUUGAAUUGUAGAGUUUACAAAACUCGUUGGCUUUUACUGGCUUGGAUAUCAGUGGCACUUAAAGUUAACUUUUUCGCGUUUACAGAUAAUUCACUUAGUUAUUACUUUGCAUCCCCCAAAAAUGCUUUUUCAAUGAUCAACCUCCAGUUGCUGAUUUUCGUUAAUGGUGGACUAGCAUUCUGUUUGUAUUUUGUUGGUCCGAUUACUAAGUACCAUGUCAUCGGAUCUGCUGGAAAAUUUAUAAUGCUUGGUAUUAGUUUAUGCGGUGUUAUAAUUUUAAAACAGUUGGUGGAGGAUAUCAAGUACUGCUAUGCUUUAAUUUCGUUAAACGUGGAGCUUCAAGUAUACAGAGAAUUACUAUUUAAUUCAAAGGAUUAUGGGUCAUGGGAUGUGUUAUUUUUGAUUACUUUGCAGAUAAUUAUUGUGAAUUUAAUUAAAGAUGGGAAUUUGUGGGUUUUUAUACCUACAUUUCUACUUUGGAGGCUUAUAAAUCAUAGGUACAAAUCUAAUCCUUCCUGCUUCAAAUCAAAGCAAUUCUAAUUGGAGGUAUUGUAGUUUUGAUGGAUGUAAGUUUUCAAUGUUAAUGCUUUUUCUUUAUAUUUUGCAUAAA
Messenger RNA from Jatropha curcas, 751 nucleotides. The record is from RefSeq and is a predicted model, not a curated record. Lineage: Eukaryota; Viridiplantae; Streptophyta; Magnoliopsida; Malpighiales; Euphorbiaceae.